Messenger RNA from Solanum dulcamara, 675 nucleotides. RefSeq lists its product as uncharacterized. The coding region runs from base 1 to 675 and encodes 224 amino acids. The record is from RefSeq and is a predicted model, not a curated record. Lineage: Eukaryota; Viridiplantae; Streptophyta; Magnoliopsida; Solanales; Solanaceae. The transcript is spliced from 2 exons.
AUGUCUAACUUCAAAUUUUCCUUUCAUCCUGCUCUUGCUGUAUCCAACAUCAAGAACCAUGUUCCCAUCACUCUUGAAAUGGAGAACGAUAACAAACACUCUCGUGCUGUCACCCUUGAGUACGACUUCACUUAUGUCGACAUGGCAGAUUUUUCGAAUGUCUCUGCCUAUUAUCAACAUCUCAAAUCUCUGGCGGAUCAACUCAAGAAUGUCGGCUCCCCGGUCGCUAACGAUCGACUAGUUCUUCAAUUGGUCUCUGGCCUUACUGAGCCCUACCAAGGUGUGGCCACUCUUAUUCGCCAACGUGACCCGUUGCCUCAAUUUUAUCAAGCCCGUUCGAUGCUCACUCUUAAGGAGGCUGACCGUGCUAAGAAAACGGCCCAAAGCUCCUCCGCUGCCUUAGUUGCUCUCUCUUACGAGGGUCCUGAUGUUCCUGAUAAUUCCUCUUCCAACCGCAUGUCUAAUGGUGGAAAGAAGAACCACAACCGAGGCAAUAAUGGGGGGAAAUAUUGCGGCAACAAUGGUGGUCGUGGAGGCGGUAAAGGAGAUGCCAAUAGCGGCGGUAAUGCAGGCCGUGGUGGUCAGUUGGGAGGCGGCAACAACUGCGGCACUGGGCAACAGUCAGCGGGGCAGAACCCUUCAUUCUCUUCUCCAUGGGCUGGCGGGCAGCAGUGA